Messenger RNA from Oncorhynchus tshawytscha (Chinook salmon), 3717 nucleotides. RefSeq lists its product as uncharacterized. The transcript has 2 exons. Bases 778 to 1557 code for a protein of 259 amino acids. Lineage: Eukaryota; Metazoa; Chordata; Actinopteri; Salmoniformes; Salmonidae. The record is from RefSeq and is a predicted model, not a curated record.
GCGCCGCCCGAACAGGCUGGGGAGCCACCUUCAGUGGGAGUCGUGACAGCCUUGAACGUCUUCCAUGACAUCACGGCACUUGUUGUUGAAGUGCCCCAGUGUGGGAGGCGGUGGAGAAGGAAGUCCGCUCGGUGGUGAAAGAGGAUGUUGUCCUGCUGAUGGAUGCAUCCAGAAGGGCUCUGACAGCGGCCGGCCUGGCUGAAGACACAAAGCGGCUCAGGCGGACGGUGAGAGCCUCAUGAAGAGGGCCAUGAGUCACAUCCAGAGGGGCUCUGACAGUUGCCGGCCUGGCUGAAGACACAAAGCGGCUCAGGCGGACGGUGGAGAGCCUCAUGAAGAGGGCCAUGAGUCACAUCCAGAAGGGCUCUGACAGUGGCCGGCCUGGCUGAAGACACAAAGCGGCUCAGGCGGACGGUGGAGAGCCUCAUGAAGAGGGCCAUGAGUCACAUACAGAGGCAGAGGGACAGGGUCUCACAGGAGAUGGACUUGUCCCCUGCCAUGUUCUAUAUCCUGCAGCAGGAAGGACUGGUGAAGCGCGCAGCAGACGAAGACCCAGAUAUGGGUCUCUCUUACAGAGACGACACCAAGAAGCUGGUUCUCUCAGGUCUUGUCGCAGAGGUGUAACAAGGUGCAGAACUGGUUCCUGGAGAGGAAGCUAAGAAUAAGGAAGAUGCAGCUGAAGCUGGACCCUCACAUCCUGGACUUCCUGAGGUCAGUGGACAGUAUGGAGAUGUCCCAGGACCUGUUAACGCUUGGCACAUCAGUGCUGUGUAUAGCAUGGAGGGUGGAGAGGUGCUUCUGACUGGCAGCUCAGAUAAAUCCUUGACUGACGCAGAGCAGAUGGUGAAGACUGCCCUGUCAAUGCAGAGCCUCGUGGUGGAGGAUCAGGAUGUGUUGAGGAUACCUGGGUGGAAGGAUCUGAACAGCCACCUGGUGGAUACAUACAACUCCCCAAAGAAGAAAACUGUGGUGAUAAAGCUCCAUCCAGAGAGCAGAGACAGAAUUAUUGUCUCUGGCUUUCUGGACCCGGUCAAAGAGGUCUGGACCUUUCUGGACCCGGUCAAAGAGGUCUGGACCUUUCUGGACCAGGUCAAAGAGGUCUGGACCUUUCUGGACCCGGUCAAAGAGGUCUGGACCUUUCUGGACCCGGUCAAAGAGGUCUGGACCUUUCUGGACCAGGUCAAAGAGGUCUGGACCUUUCUGGACCCGGUCAAAGAGGUCUGGACCUUUCUGGACCCGGUCAAAGAGGUCUGGACCUUUCUGGACCCGGUCAAAGAGGUCUGGACUUUUCUGGACCAGGUCAAAGAGGUCUGGACUUUUCUGGACCAGGUCAAAGAGGUCUGGACUUUUCUGGACCAGGUCAAAGAGGUCUGGACCUUUCUGGACCAGGUCAAAGAGGUCUGGACCUUUCUGGACCAGGUGAAAGAGGUCAGAAACUUUCUGGAGGAUUUUUUUGAAAACUACUUACAAGUCGACGUGGCUGUCUGUGUCAAGUCCAAGUUAAAUUCAUCCAGGAGAAAACAUAUCAGAACUGGAGACAUUUUGCCAAAAGUGUGAUGAGUUGAAUGUCCGUUUUGACCCCAGAAGGCUCAGAAUUGUCCUCUCAGGGGCCUGUCUCUACGUCAAGAUGGCCAAGGGAUUCUUUUAGAAGAUGGCGGCUGCCUUCUGCACUGAUGAGCUCACCAUCAUGAAGUCUGGAGCAAGAAAGUACUUCCAAGAGCAGGAGAGCAUAUUUGUAUCCAUGGCGAUGAAGGAGCAUGGAUGUGUGGUGUUUCUGCAGGAGGAUUACAUACUGGAGAACAAGUGUGUGAGUGUUAUGAGUCGGCUACCAAUGGGACAAGAGAGAGUGAAGGAGAACGUUUUCACCAAGGUCAAAGGUCAGUGAAUAUGAAAGUGUGUGAGGUAGAAGACAAUGUGACGUCUAAAUGUACACAAGUUUUAUUAUGGUGUUGAUGUUUUUUCCACCCAAUAGACGUCUUUAUGGGACCCAGUGAUGGAAGCUUUGGCAAUGAGAACUCUGUCAUUAAGGGGGAGGAGUUUUCUCCAACUGUGUUCCAUCUGUGUGCAGAGAUCCCCCAGGCUGUGAGUCGUACCCGGCACUGGGUUGAAAACCUUAUCAUGAAGGAGCAAACUGAGAGAAUCAUCAAGGACCCACACAUCAGCCAGCUGAGCAAGGCGGAUGUGGAGCAGCUGCAGGCCAUGCAGAGGGAGCUGACUGUCAGGAUCCGCCUGGAGAUGAAGGGCCCCGACUCCCUGAUCUGUCUGGAGGGCCUGAGCCGUGAUUUGCUUACUGCAGACGGAAUCAUCAGGGACAUGGUUGUGGAAAGGAAAGAACGUCAGACAAUCAGUCUACCUGUUGAGCAGUCUGGGAGGAUGGCAAAACCAAGACCACAAUGUUGAUAAUGAGGCUAAUGUCCUGUACAGAAAAGCUUCCAACACAAAGGGAUUUAUUGAGAAAAGAACUGAAAGGUGACACCUUAGUGCCGAUACACUGGGAACACAUGAAGGGUUCCCUCUUAAAGUUGGUCAAUCUGUCUCCAAGAUGCAGGGACUACAAGGAUGUGAAGACAGGGACCAACCUGACCAUGGUUAAAGUAUGUUCAUGUUAAGGUUCAUGGAAACUUAAGAUCAUGUUGUUACUGGAGAAUAUUGGAGUUAAAAGCAAGAGGUUGUGGAUAUUGAUACUUGAAUUUCACUACCUAGCUCAACUCCCUAGCUGGCAAUUUUGUCUAAACCAGUUGAAGAUGUCAGUUGUUAUUUUCUUACUGUCCAUAAAAUCCUCUGUGGCACUUCAGUAAAAAAUAUAUCACUUUCAAACUUUUUGUUUUUUUCUCAUAUUGGUAGAAUGAACAAGUCCAGAACGAGACACUCAAAUUCAACCAAAUGUAUUUAUAAAGCCCUUCUUACAUCAUCUGAUGUCAAAGUGGUGUACAGAAACACAGCCUAAAACCCCAAACAGGAUCUUACUUUGCCGUAUACCCAUUGUUUUCACCAAGAGGACACGUCCCACCUGAUGCACAAGGGUUCAAGCGCAUGUACCUGGCCAGGGUUCUUGUUGGAGACGACCCUCAGAGACACCCAGGCUGGAGUAUUCCCCUGACAAACCUUUAGGAAGGUGUAGUGCAUGUACCUGGCCAGGGUUCUUGUUGGAGACGACACUCAGAGACACCCAGGCUGGAGUAUUCCCCCUGACAAACCUUUAGGAAGGUGUAGUGCAUGUACCUGGCCAGGGUUCUUGUUGGAGACGACACUCAGAGACACCCAGGCUGGAGUAUUCCCCCUGACAAACCUUUAGGAAGGUGUACAGACUUGUACGACAGUUUCACAGAAACACCUCCAAUCCAACCACGUUUUUAAUCUUCAAUGAUGUGCACGAUUAUCCAGAGUUCCUUAUAACAUUUCAUUCAAUUUAGUUGCAGGCUACACGUAUUUACAAUAAACACCAAUCCUUCAUAGUGAAAAAUGUAUUUCAUAUAUCUAUUUAAAUGUCUUUAAAGUUACAGCCAUGUAUGUGGUUAGACAACAUUAGCCAGCCCUGAUACUGACCGUUACUGGUAUAACUUUGGUUACAAAUCUACUGCUUUGAGGAUAAUAAUAAAAUCAACUAUUUUGUGUGGGUAGUGGGUAGUUGGGUAACCUAUUGUGUCAGCAAAAAAAAUCUUAAUAUCCAUUUUCUCUGUAUAAUUAAUAAAUAAAUAACUAUUCUGUUCUACGGAA